Molecule: messenger RNA, 1942 nt
Organism: Marasmius oreades (fairy-ring Marasmius)
Lineage: Eukaryota; Fungi; Basidiomycota; Agaricomycetes; Agaricales; Marasmiaceae
Exons: 6
Coding region: 482-1444 (320 amino acids)
Cellular component (GO): nucleus; cytoplasm
Source: RefSeq, a predicted model, not a curated record
UGACGACGCUCGCGUCGCGUCAACUGUUCUCCGUGUAAAAUCUUCCAUUGCAACCUCGCUGAAAUUCGAACUUCGGAGAACAGCAACUUUGUGCCAUGCCAAUAGUGAGCUGCUUCAUGCUUGACCUUUUUCCAUGCUCUUGAGAGUAAUGGGCCUUUUACCGGUUCUGAAGUAGACGGAGGGGACGGCUUUAGUUCUGAAGAUAUUUCCGGGUUGACAGCUACGGUGGUGGAAGAAGAGGGUUCUUGCUUUGACGGCUGGGUGCUUUGUAAACGAGGCGCGGGGGUUAACCUAAGGACUAAUGUAGAGGGUUUGGUCGAAAGGAGAGGUAUUGAAGCUGGGCGUAUAACGAAUUGAGAACGACUAAAGGUGCGAGCUACGAAUAGUGGGGAAGGGCGGGGGAGCCAUAUUAAAGACAUAGAGAAACGGAGGAGUGAAGGAACAUAUAUAAAAAGUUGAGCGUAUUUAUGGUUGUUGCCGUAUGUCUUCCGUCCUCCACGAUCCGUCCAGUGCCGCCUACAAAAAAGCCCAAAAACUUUACCUCAAAUCUACAAAAAACAGGAUUAAUGAAACAGAUCACGACUGGACUCCAUUCCGUGCAGCAGAGAAGAGAUACAAAGCAAGGUUCCCCCCUCCAGAUCUCUCAAAUGUCCUCGAUAUCGCCAUUCUCGACGACGAGAGAACGGCCGAGAUUGAUUACGGAGUAUGGCGUGGACGUGUCGAUGCCCAAGAAUGGCGCGAAAUAUCAUUACUGAACGGCAGAAAAGGCUAUAUUUUACCUCGCGUUCCUGGACUUGUAUUACUUCCUUCGUACUUGAGUCCUGGAAAACAACGAGAACUUGUCCGAUGGUCACUCUCAGAGCACUCUCGUCCCCCGAACGAAACGAAUCUCGAUACUCACUAUGUGCUUCCCCCUGAGGGAAUUUGGAAUGUCGCCGUUGAAGCAAAGAAGGAUCCCAGUCGAAAUAUUGUUAUCCAACCUCGUCAUUUACUCUUACCGAGUGAUCAGAAACUGGACGUCGUGCAUGGGCCCCGAGCACUAAUCAACAACACUCCUGCUUCGGCAGAGAAUUUCGAUACCCUAUCGCACAUCUCUAAGCCGCCAGCACCGCCAUCGCAGACGGUAGGAACGUCAUACAGUGUUGAUCUCCUUCCAAAACUUCGUUGGGCGAACAUCGGAUGGUUCUAUCACUGGGGAAGUAAACAAUACGACUUCUCUAAAGGGAAAGUCGCGGUACACAGCAGAAUAAGGGACGUUUGCCAGAGUGCUGUACAAUCCGUUGAUUGGUCGGACGUAUUCUCUGGCGAUUCCUCUGAUUGGGGAAUCAAGGGCGAUUGGAGGAGUUGGAACGAGUCUUACGAGCCCGAUGCCGGUAUUGUGAACUUUUAUCAAACAAAGGCUCGCCUUGGCUGUUUUAAUGUUCACUGCUGUAGUUUGUGCUGAUCAUUCGUACAGAAUGGCCUCAUGGCACAUGUAGAUCGCUCGGAAGUCUGUUCAACUUCGCCCCUUGUAUCCAUUUCCCUCGGAAACGCCGCGAUAUUCUUGAUUGGAGGGUCAACUCGACAUACUGUACCACUACCUAUACUUCUCAGAAGUGGGGACGUGGUGAUCAUGUCCGGUCCUAGCUGUCGAAGGGCUUACCACGGCGUCCCUCGAAUCUUGGAAAACUCUUUACCGCCUCAUAUGCUCGGUCCCGCUUCCAACGAUUGUCCCAACUGGACGCCUUAUGAGGAGUACAUGCGCACGACGCGCAUUAAUAUCAACGUACGACAAGUCUUUCCUAGAGACUUUGAUCCUGGUAUUUCGAUUCCGUAACAAGUCGAGUACAGUAGUCCAUCAAUCACAUAACAAAAGUAUAGAGUGCUUUAGAGACUAAAGACAGAGUUCCUGCCGUCCGUGAAGGAGUAGGUGUUGGUUAUUGUACCAAUACCUGACAGACCG